ACAUCGCAGAGAUCUAUCCGCUUCGGGGAACACACGCACCCUUAAAACCAGGAUGCAUUUGGCACAGGUGCUUUGGGUUUUUACACUUAUACGGCAUGCAAUAACGGAUCUCUCUCCAUCCGCUUGUACUAAACUGGAACUAGAUCACCUGAGGAGGAAAAGGGUGGAGGCAGUGCGGGGACAGAUCCUGAGCAAGCUGCGACUCAGCAGCCCCCCAGACGGACAUGUCGCCAAUGAGGUGCCGCCGCAAUUUCAAGCGCUGUUCAACAGCACCAAAAAACUUCUGGAGGAACUUAACAAGGAGCGGCGGCACAACUGCGGCAUUGCGAACCCCGAGGAUGAGUACUAUGCCAAGGAAGUCCUCAAAAUCAACAUGAUGGACGAACCGCCCGAGAACAGUGGCGCUCAUGAUUGUGCAAAGGAGAGUUCCAGAUUGUUCUUUUUCAACGUAACAAGCCUUGAGAGGAAUGCCAGCAGCCUGUUCCGUGCCAAGUUUCGGCUCCUGCGGGAACCAAACUCCAGGGCCAGGCAGAGUGAACAACGCAUCGAGCUCUACCAGAGACGUAAAGGUGAACAAGGUGUGUCAAACCGGCGCUACAUUGAUGGCAAGAAUGUCCAGACUAAAGGUGCCGUCGAGUGGAUCACAUUUGAUGUGACUGACACCAUCAGGGAGUGGCUGACGCAUCCAGAAAACAAUCUUGGUUUAGAGAUUGGCGUGCAUUGUCCAUGCCAGUCCUUCAAUCCAAAUGGUGACGCCAUCAACAAUGAAGAUGACAUACUGGAAGUAAAAUUCAAAGGUGUGGUGGACCAGGAGGAGAGGAAGCGGGGGGACCUGGGACGCCUGAAGAGGCAGCGAGAGGACAGUCUGCCGCACCUGAUCCUGAUGAUGCUGCCCGCACACCACUCUAGUACCAGGUCCAACCACCGCCGCAAACGGACCCUGGACACCAACUACUGUUUCUCUAACUAUGAGGAGAACUGCUGCGUCCGGUCGCUCUACAUCGACUUCCGACGCGACCUGGACUGGAGGUGGAUACACGAACCCAAGGGUUACUAUGCCAACUACUGCUCUGGGCCAUGCCCUUACAUGCAGAGCUCCGAUGCCACCCAUAGUACGCUGCUGAGUCUGUACCAGACGCUGAACCCCGACGCGUCCAUCUCCCCCUGCUGUGUCCCUCAGGAGAUGGAGCCCCUCACCAUCCUCUACUUCUCUGGCCGCAACCCGAAAGUGGAGCACCUCUCCAACAUGAUCGUCAAGUCCUGCCGCUGCAGCUGA
Sardina pilchardus (European sardine) is the source of this 1276-nucleotide messenger RNA. RefSeq names its product transforming growth factor beta-3 proprotein-like. Bases 53 to 1276 code for a protein of 407 amino acids. Lineage: Eukaryota; Metazoa; Chordata; Actinopteri; Clupeiformes; Clupeidae. Gene Ontology annotation, molecular function: growth factor activity; transforming growth factor beta receptor binding; cytokine activity. Gene Ontology annotation, biological process: transforming growth factor beta receptor signaling pathway; regulation of cell population proliferation. The record is from RefSeq and is a predicted model, not a curated record. The transcript has 7 exons. Gene Ontology annotation, cellular component: extracellular region.